AUGCAUCCCCAUCUUCACACCAAAGAUAAUCGAGGUUGUGAGGAAGUCAUGAACGCUCUGGAAGAAUGCCAUGCUCGAGGAUUUCUCUGGAAGGCAGCCGGCAUGUGCAAUGGUUUGAAACGCGACGUCAACAAGUGUUUGAGGGCGGAGAGGUUGGAUAGGACGGCGUCGAAUCGGGACGAGGCGAGGGAGAAGAGGCAGAAGAUGAAAGCUGUGUGGGCGGAGAUUGAUGCCAAUUCUUGA
Recurvomyces mirabilis is the source of this 243-nucleotide messenger RNA. RefSeq lists its product as uncharacterized. The record is from RefSeq and is a predicted model, not a curated record. NCBI's taxonomy places the organism in Eukaryota, Fungi, Ascomycota, Dothideomycetes, Mycosphaerellales, Teratosphaeriaceae. Bases 1 to 243 code for a protein of 80 amino acids. Gene Ontology annotation, cellular component: mitochondrion. The transcript has 2 exons.